Ramularia collo-cygni is the source of this 1818-nucleotide messenger RNA. Its product is annotated as related to extracellular lipase. The record is from RefSeq and is a predicted model, not a curated record. NCBI's taxonomy places the organism in Eukaryota, Fungi, Ascomycota, Dothideomycetes, Mycosphaerellales, Mycosphaerellaceae. Bases 1 to 1818 code for a protein of 605 amino acids. The transcript is spliced from 2 exons.
AUGGAGAAAUCGAGGAUACCAACGCCGCUUCGGCCUCGCAAACGACCAUCGAAGCCAACUGUGAAAUCUGCCAUCUUGAUCGUUCCGCUCCUGGCAUUCCUGUCGUUAUAUAAUCUAGUUCCAUCUGCGAGACAAACUGUUCAAUCCUUCUUUUCGCUUGAAGGAUGGUCGAUCGAGACUGCUCCGAAAGCCGAGACCUCACAAGGCAUAUAUGUCGGCACACUACUCGAGAAUGAAAACCACCCUGUUCCAAUUGAGGCAUUUUUGGGAAUUCCAUACGCACAGCCACCCGUUGGAGAGCUCAGAUUCGCUCGUCCGGUACCAGUCAAGGCAAGCAAUGAGACAUACCAGGCCACCGAGUACUCUCUGAGAUGCCCUGGAAAGCAAUUGCUUCGGAUUCCUGGAACGCCGUGGCUGGAAUCGGAUGAGGAUUGCUUGACGUUGAAUAUCUUCAGAUGGCGAGGGAGCUUCUCCACAGCGAAGCUGCCAGUCUUCGUCUACAUCCACGGCGGAGCAUUCAAUCGUGGUUUCGCGGCCAUGCACGACACAGCAUCAAUGCUCGCCUGGUCGGAAGAACCCUUCUUGGCAGUUUCGUUCAAUUAUCGAAUUGGAGCUUUGGGAUUCUUGAACAGUGCGCUCACUGAAAAGGAAGGCCUUCUCAACCUUGGUCUGCAUGAUCAGGUAUUGUUGCUGGAAUGGGUCCAACAGAACAUCGAGGCUUUCGGUGGAGAUCCGAACCAUGUCACGAUUGCAGGGUUGUCGGCUGGCGCCCACUCCAUCGGUCAUCACAUCAUGAAUGUGAACGAGAAGCGGACACUGUUUCACAAGGCCAUCAUCGAGUCUGGCGGAGCCUCCGCACGUGCUGUACAYCCGGCGAACUCCAAACUGCAUGAGGCUCAGUUCCAGCAGUUCCUAUCCGAGGUCGGAUGUGAGAGCAAGCCACAGGAUGAGAUUCUACCCUGCCUGCGUCAGGCACCCUCAAGUGUCGUGACAGCCGCCCAGACAACCGUCUUCGAUGAGUACAACCCCUCCGUCCGCUGGGCUUGGCAACCUGUGCUCGACAACGACAUCAUCUCGCGCCGCCCAAUGGAAGCAUGGAAGUCUGGCGACUGGCACAAGGUGCCCAUAAUCACUGRCCACAACCAUAACGAAGGCACGUUCUACGUCCCCAAAGCGAUGAAAACGAGCGACGAAUUCAGCAAGUUCUUUGCCACGCUUCUACCCCAGCUCAGUAAGAGUGAUCUGAAGGAGCUCGAAGCGCUCUACCCAGAUCCAGCCAAGAUCGAAAGUUCGCCGUACGAGGACCACCGCAAUAUCGCAGACCUCGGUCUUGGCGCACAGUUCAAACGCGUGGAAGCUGCGUAUGGACAGUACGCCUAUGUGACUCCUGUGCGACAGACCGCCAAAUUUGUAAGCGACGAGGGUACUGCGCCAGUCUAUCAAUACCACUGGGCGGUGAACAAGACUGUUGUCGGUGGUGCCAACCAUGGAGACCAGAUCUGGUACGAAACAAUGUCCCCUCUGGUCCGCAACAUCUCUCCUACCAACGACGAGAUUGCCAGAUACUUCAACUCGUACAUCACUUCCUUCAUUGUGACCAGAGAGGGAGAUCCAAACAAGUUGAUCGGUCGUAAGGCGAUUGAGCGACCAGCCUGGAAUCAAUACCAAGACGGCGUAGGGACCAUGGUCUUCGGAGCUGGUAACGAUGAGCCCGCUGGCGGCAGCAACCCAGGAAUUGCAGCUCAAUUUGGCGAUGAUCAAUGGGCUCGGGAAGAGAGUGCGUUUUGGUGGAAGGUUUCGAUGGUGACUGAGGACUAG